AUGCAUCUCAAGUCGUUCCUCCGGCUCUUUGCUGGGCUACUUUUGGCUUGGAUCUAUGGCUCUGUUGUCCGUUACUACUCGUAUGGACGUUCACCUCCUGUCUAUCCAUCGCCGCAGGGCCAGGGCACCGGAGACUGGUCGCAAGCAUAUAGUCAAGCCAAAGCUCUAGUCGCUCAGAUGACUGUUCAGGAGAAAGCGAACAUAACUUUGGGCUCCUCCGAGACACAUGGUUGCAGUGGUUUUACUGGGAGUGUCCCUCGUCUUGAUUUCCCUGGCAUGUGCCUGAAUGAUGCUGAGAGCGGAGUUCGUACUGCUAGUAAGGUGAAUGGCUAUCCUGCACAACUUCACACCGGAGCCUCCUGGAACAGGUCUCUGGCAUAUGAUCGUGCAUAUCGUAUCGGCCAAGAGUUCAAGACAAAGGGUGUCAAUGUGCUUCUUGGUCCAGUGGCUGGUCCUUUAGGCAGGAUUGCGACCGGCGGACGGAACUGGGAAGGAUUCUCCAACGAUCCUUACCUAGCAGGCUCUCUGAUCGCGCCCACAAUCGAAGGAAUGCAGCGCUCUGUCAUUGCUUGUUCAAAUCUCGAUGACAGGACUAUGCACGAGCUGUAUCUGUGGCCUUUCUAUGAUGCGGUCAAAGCUGGAGCUGGCUCGACCAUGUGUUCAUACCAGAGAGUCAACAAUAGCUAUGCUUGCCAAAACAGCAAGACUAUGAAUGGAAUCUUGAAGACCGAACUGCGAUUCGGAGGGUUUUUACUGAGUGAUUGGUAUGCACAGCAUACCGGAGUGGCUAGUGUGAAUGCAGGCCUAGACAUGGUCAUGCCUAGCUCUAUGUAUCUGGACUUCAAUAGCUUCGCUACUGCGGUCAAGAAUGGAUCAAUCAACAGCACUCGUCUAGACGACAUGGCCACUCGUAUUCUCGCAACAUGGUAUCGAUUUGCCAACUUGCCAAAUCCUGGAUUAAACGAUGCCGAUGCACGUCAGCCAGAAUCAGAAGGUACGCUAUUCCAGGGCGCUGUUGAAGGCCAUGUGCUUGUCAAAAACCUGGAAAAUGCACUUCCACUCAAGAAGCCCAAGGCGCUAUCGCUGUUCGGAUACGAUGCUCCCGGCGGAACAAAUACUUCCGCGACUGACUCGCAGCUCUAUCAACAGGGCAAGCUCAACACGCAAGCGUUUACCAACGGAAAGCCCUAUACUGAUCUUGAUGACCUGAUUUACUCGGCUCAAGUGCUUCCGGCCGGCUUCUCGGGUCCCGAGGUCGCUUUGAACGGCACCCUGUACACAGGAGGUGGAUCCGGUGCCAUCACACCUGUUUCGUCGAUUUCCCCCGAGGACGUAUUCCGUCAGCAGGCAGCUAUCGAUGGCACUGUUUUGUAUAUUGACUUCACUUCGCAGAAUCCUGUUAUUCAAGACGCCAAUAGUCCGUGUUUGGUGUUUAUCAACUCUCAGUCUAGCGAAGGCUGGGAUAGGAGUACGCUUGCAGAUGUCUAUUCUGAUACGCUUGUUAUCAAUGUUGCUUCUCAAUGCAAUAACACUAUGGUGUUUAUCCACAGCGCGGGCGUCCGUCUCGUUGACCGCUGGAUCGAGCAUCCGAACAUCACUGCAGUCAUAUACGCCAACCUGCCAGGCCAGUACAGCGGCAACUCGCUGACAGAAAUUGUAUAUGGUCGUCAAUCACCAUCUGGACGUUUGCCCUUUAUUGUCGCUAAGAACGAGUCUGAUUAUGGUUCUCUGUUACGACCAACUCUACCUGAUAGAACUAAUCCCCAGUACUCCCAGUCUGACUUCACCGAAGGUCUAUUCAUUGACUAUAAACACUUCAUCAAGCAGAACAUAACACCCCGCUUUGCGUUUGGCUAUGGGUUGACAUAUUCGAGCUUCAACUAUUCAUCACUGCGUAUCUCGGUCAAUGCGAGUGCCAUACGCUCAUCAACACCUCCAGGCUCAACAACAGGUAUCGCCCCGGAAGGCGGUACGACAUCCCUCUACGACAACAUCGCCACAGUUUCCAUCUCCGUCACCAACAUCGGGUCCAUCGCUGCUGCCGCCGAGGUUGCUCAACUAUACAUCGGUAUCCCCGGCAGUGGUGUACCAAAAGUUCUGCGUGGGUUUGAGAAGCGGUUGAUCCAACCCGGUGCAAGUGUAGUCAUGACGUUUCCGCUGAGGAGAAGGGAUCUGAGUAUCUGGGGUGUAGGUAGGCAGCAGUGGAUAUUGCCUUCUGGUGACUUUGUGUUGAUGGUUGGGAAGAGUGUUUUGGACAUACAGUUGCAGGGUACUCUGACCCUAUGA
This is a messenger RNA of Aureobasidium namibiae CBS 147.97, 2286 nucleotides long. RefSeq lists its product as uncharacterized. Gene Ontology annotation, biological process: glucan catabolic process. Lineage: Eukaryota; Fungi; Ascomycota; Dothideomycetes; Dothideales; Saccotheciaceae. Gene Ontology annotation, molecular function: beta-glucosidase activity. The transcript has 4 exons. Bases 1 to 2286 code for a protein of 761 amino acids. The record is from RefSeq and is a predicted model, not a curated record.